AGUCAGUCAGCCAGCGUGACUGUUGAAGUGCAUCUUCUCUCUCAUUUGCAUUUGUUCCGCUUCCUCAACAAGAAACAGUUCAUGUGAAAGAGCUGUGAGAGAAAAUAAGAUUGGAGCACUGAAAUGAGCAGGUACACUGAGGAUGGGGCUGUUCAGUGUAGAAGACUUUCUGAGCUGGAUUGUUGCUGAUUGAAGUGCAAAGCACGGAGGUGGCUUUACGCUUCGAUUAGAAUGCUGCAUGAAUAUGACAGUCUGUCAGGAGACAAAGCCGCCACAUGCCACUGGGAACAUCAAGGGUAAUUAGAGACCUGGCACUGGUACAUCACGACAGCAGCAGUGUUACCAUGGAGACUGGCAAGCCAGGAUUGGCGAGUGCUCCAUUGCACAUCAGCUCCGUCGCAGCGCAGACAGAGAAAAGGAUGGACAUCCAGGCCCCGCUGACGGCUGUUUACAUCCACACAGUGCCUGCUCUACCCGCACAGCCUUACCCCCAGCCUCCUGCAGCCGCUCGCGAGCCAGCCACACUCCAUCUGGCCAUGCCGCCCCUCUACUCCAAGGAGACGCUUCCCUUUCUGACACUCCAUAUUGCCGGUGGACUGCAGUCUCAGCCGGGAUUGAGUCUGGCAGCUGCUGCUCCUGCAGCCAGACCCAAGUCGGCGGGAAAGCACGUGUGUCCUCACUGUGGACGGGACUGUAUGAAGCCCAGUGUGCUGGAGAAGCAUCUCCGCUGCCACACAGGGGAGCGACCUUACCCCUGCACCACUUGUGGAGUUUCUUUUAAGACUCAGAGCAACCUCUACAAACAUAAGCGCACUCAGGCUCAUGCACGACAAUCUUCUGAAUCAGACCAGAGCAGCCUGAGCCUAGACAGCAUGUCCAGCUCCAGAGAGACUUGUACCUCUAGUUUGUCUCUGGAUGAGCGCAGUCAGGAGUCCGGCAGCACGGAAAAGGAAGCCAUACUACCUGCUGCUGAGAUAACCACUGCAGCCAGUACUGCAAAGGUCUACUCUGUAAAUACAGAAGGUUCUGUCGGUGAACAGAAUAACUUGAUACUUGCAGGUCAGAAGACAGAGGCAAACGAAAGUGCAAUGGUAUCAAUAGAGGGAGAAAAACAGAGCCUUGAAAAAGAAAAAUCUCUGUUGUCUGCCGGUCGACAUCUUCCUCUUCAGAGACAAGAGGCCACUCUGUUUUCCAAGCAGUGGGAGAGCUCUGUAUCCAGAGGGAAAUCCCAGAGCCACGAGAGCACAGACUCAGGCUUCAGUGAGAGCAGUGACAGCGUUUUACCCGACCACAGUAUGGAUUCCCUCACCGAAUCCACUAAGGAGCAUCUUGAAGAAACCACCAGCACACAAACACCUUCAGAACCAAGCCAAUGUGGACAACCCAAAGAAAAUGCAAGGGAGCAGGAGCAGAAGACACUGGAGGAGCGCAUAUCAAAGCUGAUUUCAGAGAAUACAGCUGUUGUUGAGGACAAACAGCUGGAGAAUGUAAGGCCACGAAAGACAGUUCUGUCAAAGCAGGGUAGUAUUGACCUCCCUAUGCCGUAUACGUACAAGGACUCCUUUCACUUUGACAUGAAGAUCAGUAAGACUCCGAAUGUUGGGUUACAGAGAAACAAGAAACCUGGCCUCUACAACUCUGUGCCCACUCAGCGAUCCAACACCAUGGAGCACGCCCCCCUGACCCGCAGCAACUCCCUCCCUUUCAGCGUUACCCUCCUGCAGCCCGAGAGGAGCAGCCCGACCUCCUCCUAUCAGAGUGAUUAUGUAACACUUGUUCGGAGGGGGAGCUCGGGCCAGAUCAAUCCAACAGGUUUUGCAAUCAAGCCUGUGAACCAGCAUUCAUCCACCCACCGCCCACUGGUCCGGCAGACAGCCGUAGACUGCAACCACGCAACAGACGGUCUCUUCGUCAAUUCAUCUGUGGAGGAGGCAUGCGCCGGCAGUCUCAGCUGCGAUGGGGACGGUGGUGACAUUUGUGGAGAGCCAAGCAACAGAAAGUUCCGGAGGAAGAAAGCACAGAAGUUUGCCUACAACAAGUGGUACAUGUACGGGGGAGGGACUUUUAAGAAGCUCUACAAUGCGGAGAAAGGUGGUGAUGGCAGCGUUAUCAAAGGCAGGAAAUGUUCAACAAACCCAGAGCACGAGGUCGCGCAGGGCCUGCAGAAAAAGCUGCCAGCAGUUCAUAAAGAAACAGUAGCAACAACAGGCUCGACAAUAAACUUCACAACCUGCGGUACAACAGUGUGUCAUCCAGGCUGCCCUACUGCCAAAGUAUCACUCGUCUCUGCUGUGGAUUUUAAUCUAAAAACUAGCCAGCUUCAAACAUCAUGCAGCUCUCUUAAGACUCCACUUCGGAGAAACCUGUCUUUGUCAAUACUGCCACUAUCUUCAAUCGGAUCAUUGAUUAGCCACCAAACGGACAGCAUGAGCAGAGCAGAGGGAGGGAGAGUGACUGAUGAAGAAAAGCAUACUGACUCCACCUCGCAGCUCUGUGGAGCCCAGAUUCCCUCCGACAGAAAAAAACAGAAAACUGAUUUUAAAAUAAUUUGCCCUCUAGAGAUGGAUACCGACCCAAACACAGUGACUCAUCCCCUCCCCUCUGUCACUGGCAGUGUGCCUCAGCAGGAUACAAAUCUCAGUUAUAUCAAUCUCCAAAACAAUCCAAAACACACUCAGCUCAAAGCGGCUGUCUUUCCAACAUGCCUAAUCAAUGCAAAUACACCGUCUGUUAACACCUCGUCGGCCACUUCCACACCCUCCACUGCCAAGGCCAGCUUCCUGCCCAAGUACCAGCUCAAGUUACCUAAUGCUGCCGAACCUGAUUCCAAUCCUUCACCACAUGUUGUGGAUAAACCAACAGGAACUUAUGGCUGCACUCUCACCUCCUCUUUGUCAUCUUCUUACCCUGAGCAAACCUCACCCUCUGUCAAAACUUCUGAGAAGAAAUGUGGUGAUGCUGUCACCUCACCAAUGAUGCAGCCAGACGCUCAGAACGUCUUUCAUGUUCACACAGCAGACCUCCAGAUCUGUCUCCAGAUCAUCUCUGAUGAGCAGCUGGCUCUCAUUGAACCCCAAAUUGAGAGGCAAGCAGGUGGCACCCUCUCACAGAGGUGUGAUGUGGAAGCCCCAGAAGUGAUCCAGAAUAAAGCUCAAGGCUCUGUCACCAUGGAAAGCAGCAAUGAGGGACAUCAGCAAGGACAUCAAAGAGAGUCUUUACCCACACUUAACAUGGGAAUAAAACCUCCACUGUCUAGGAGCAACUUUUGCCAGAAACAAGGGUCAGCCAAGGUGGAUUGA
Messenger RNA from Epinephelus lanceolatus (giant grouper), 3299 nucleotides. The record is from RefSeq and is a predicted model, not a curated record. Lineage: Eukaryota; Metazoa; Chordata; Actinopteri; Perciformes; Serranidae.